GGCCAAAUACCUAUAUAAUUCCCGGGGUUUAACUUGACUACCGGAGUAUCUCAAUGUAAGCAUUUGCUUUUCCACGAGGCGGCGUCGCGCCCGGAGAACGAAGCCGCCUAUGCCUGCCUUUUGAUCCGUCUUACCCCCACAUCUAACCACUUUACCGGGCUGACAGGGCUGAACAGGGGGGCCUUGUCCUUGCAUUUCCUUGAUUCUCACCUGUUUCCAGGUUCACCUGACUUCAAGGAAUUCUUACUUAACCAACCUUUAACUACCUCUUAUGGGCGACGAUGAGAUGUUAUCAACUUAUGUGUUUAAGCAAAAUAGGUAUCUUUACCAUAUCCUUUCUAUAAGAACAGGCGCCAGUCAAAAGACUGGUUACACAAAGCCAUAGCUGCGGAAGCAGGAAAAAAGGGGAAAUGUGACGUAUUCAGUGUUUGAUGUGCUUAGGGGUAUGCGAAGAAAGCUGUGGCUGCUUCAAGGAAGCAGAUAUGCAUAAGAACGUUCGCACGGACAAAAGAGUUGCCUUCGAAAACAGGCACCGAAGUAUUAUAAAUAAGAGUACUUGUAAUCAAAAUCGAGAAAAUCUUGCUGAUAUCUCGAUAAAACGACGACUAUGGCAAACAUCUCCCAGGACUUCUCAAAAGGCCCACCACAGUGCCAUUACUGCAACGCACCGGCGUCUCUGGCCAUCACUGGGUACUCGAACAUGAACGGAAACCAGGGACGUCCAUAUUACUUCUGUGAUCCCUGCAAUACGUUUAUCGUGUUCGCUGAUAAUGAGGGUAACGACCCUACGAACCCAGACUGCCGUUGCGGAACUUCAAGCAAGAGAGGAGUGGCUGGGUGGGCCUCGUCACAACCCGGCAGAGGUUUUUUCAAUUGCAGGCUUGGGAGGUGUAGUUUCUGGCAAUGGGAUGAAGAAGAUGUCGAGGAACCCGAUUUCAACACUUUAAUGAUAGCUGCCUAGUUCGACCUCUAGGUUUGUUUGAGGCCAAUGAGAAUGGAGCAAUAAGAGCCGGGAGGUCAUAGUAUGCCACAAUAUAAUUGAGUUAACAAAUC
Messenger RNA from Annulohypoxylon truncatum, 1053 nucleotides. RefSeq lists its product as uncharacterized. Bases 608 to 961 code for a protein of 117 amino acids. Lineage: Eukaryota; Fungi; Ascomycota; Sordariomycetes; Xylariales; Hypoxylaceae. The record is from RefSeq and is a predicted model, not a curated record. The transcript is spliced from 3 exons. Gene Ontology annotation, molecular function: zinc ion binding.